AUGUCGGGCAAAGACCGAAUUGAAAUCUUUCCCUCACGCAUGGCACAGACCAUCAUGAAGGCUCGAUUAAAAGGAGCACAGACAAGUCGAAACCUCCUGAAGAAAAAAUCUGAUGCCUUAACUCUUUGAUUUCGACAGAUCCUAAAGAAGAUAAUAGAGACUAAAAUGUUGAUGGGUGAAGUGAUGAGAGAGGCUGCCUUUUCACUUGCUGAGGCCAAGUUCACAGCAGGGGAUUUCAGCACCACAGUUAUCCAAAAUGUAAAUAAAGCCCAAGUGAAGAUCUGAGCUAAGAAAGAUAACGUAGCAGGUGUUACUUUGCCAGUGUUUGAACAUUACCAUGAAGGAACUGACAGUUAUGAACUGACUGGUUUAGCCAGAGGUGGGGAGCAGCUGGUGAAAUUAAAGAGGAACUAUGCCAAAGCAGUGGAGUUACUGAUGGAACUAGCUUCGCUUCAGACUUCCUUUGUUACUUUGGAUGAAGCCAUUAAGAUAAGCGACAAGCGUGUCAAUGCCAUUGAACGCGUCAUCAUUCCCCGUAUUGAACAUAUCCUCGCUUACAUCAUCACAGAGCUGGAUGAGAGCAAGCGAGAAGAGUUCUAUAGAUUAAAGAAAAUACAGGAGAAGAAAAAGAUUCUCAAGGAAAAAUCAGAGAAAGACUUGGAGCAACGGAGGGCAGCUGGUGAGGUGAUGGAGCCUGCUAAUCUUUUGGCUGAAGAGAAGGAUGAGGAUCUUCUGUUUGAAUAAUCUUUCCUGCUCUGGUUCUUUCAUAAGCCCUAACAUGGCACCAUUUUAAUUCACGGUGU
Molecule: messenger RNA, 803 nt
Organism: Leptonychotes weddellii (Weddell seal)
Lineage: Eukaryota; Metazoa; Chordata; Mammalia; Carnivora; Phocidae
Source: RefSeq, a predicted model, not a curated record